GUCGUCGCAAACGUGCAAGUAAACGGAAUACGACAAAAAUAAGACAUCAACUUGAAAAAGCAUUUAGUGUGUCAAAAGCUACAUUAGACAAAGAAGAGAUUGAGCAUAGAGUGGAGCAUUUGAGGUCGUCACUAGAAGAGACACAGAAAAUUAUGGAUGAAUUGUCUGUUUGUUAUUCCAGGCAAAAGGACGGUGAAAAUCAAAAGGCGUUAAUGAAGGAAUCAAACGAACUAGAACUGGAAUGUCAACAAGCGAUCGAAAAGGCAAUGUUUUGGAAGCAAUGCUACAGUCAAUCAAGGCAAUGAUAAUAACGAGGUAACUAAUGGUACCAAUUCUACUAUGAGUAAUUUGAUUAACGAAGGACAGAUACAACCCGCUGUGACUGGUAACAACGAGCAACAAGCAGUGCAAGGAAUAAUCGAUCAAGGUGCAAUAGGAACUAGUAUGAUACAGCAAACAGUGGAGCAAAAUCAAUUGAGUUCAUCAAGUCCAACCCAUACACCAUUGUACACGGGAGGUUCAGUUUUAAACCGCCAUUUAAAGCCACUGAGAGUACCUGAUUACGAUGGAAAUAAAGCAAACUUUGAAGAAUUUUGGAGCCUAGUUGAAAGUUUAGUUGACAAAUCGAACGAGCCGGUGCAUCUAAAGAUGGCAAGAUUGCGACAUAAUUUGUCUGGUCGAGCUUUGGAAGCGAUUCGUGGUUUAGGAGUAUCAGCACCCGAGUAUGAUGAAGCGAAAGAAAGAAUUCGGUCGAAAUUUGGUGGGCAGUGA
Molecule: messenger RNA, 771 nt
Organism: Paramuricea clavata
Lineage: Eukaryota; Metazoa; Cnidaria; Anthozoa; Malacalcyonacea; Plexauridae
Source: the annotation of a GenBank genome assembly